AGAUUUAAAAAAGAGAAGAGUUUAAAAGACUAAAGUAUGAGAAGUCUGUCAGAUUGCUCUGCAUACAUAACUGGUGGACCCCCUAGUGACUGGGACUAGUUAGACGUGUUGACACUAUCUCAAGUUUUGUUUAUCUGUCUGGCGAAAAUGGGAAUUUUAAUUUUCAGCACUAUUAUGGCAGGUAAUUUGUUUAAAUUAUAUAAUGGUCAAUCAAUAUUCAACUUGAGAAAAAUUAUUUUAGAUUUUGUCAUAGGAUCAAUUUAAAAUCGACAGCUUAAAAAGGGUCGGUUUUCAAAUCCAUUUAAUCCCGCUGUAAAUAAUAUAUAUUUAUAUAUAUACCGACUUUAAUGUCAGGCAACACUUCUAGGGAAGCUGAAAACAUUAGUAGACGCAUUAUUUGACGCUGAAAGGUUGGGCUCAAAUAGAUUGCUAAGUCAGAUGGACUGGGCAGGUCUAGCACUCAAUGAAAAAGCAAUGCCAGAUGGACUGGCCAGGUCUAGCACUCAAUGAAAAAGCAAUGCCUGAUGGACUGGGCAGGUCUAGCACUCAAUGAAAAACCAAUGCCUGAUGGACUGGGCAGGUCUAGCACUCAAUGAAAAAGCAAUGCCAUAUGGACUGGGCAGGUCUAGCACUCAAUGAAAAAGCAAUGCUAGAUGGACUGGGCAGGUCUAGCACUCAAUGUUGUAGUAUGCAAAAUGGAUUUAAUCUUUCCAGUUAAAUUUAAAAGUCUGGAUUUAUUAUUAUCCAAAAAUUUCCUUUCGUCAAAUUAAUAAAUUAAUUGACCGAAUUUCCGGAUCACGAUCAAAUAUUUGAUUCAAUUUUAGGAUAUUUUUUACAGCAGUUUCCCUGGCCGGAAGUUGCGUGGUCGCCCAGGCUGAUAAUGUCUGCUACCCAGUCGUCGGCUGCUUCAACAACCACCCACCAAACGGCAACACCCAUGGGGUGCUACCAAUAUCUCCAGCAGACAUGGGGGUCCGGAUGUGGCUGUUCACACGCAGCAACCGCCAGGCACAGGACGUCCUGAACUACAACAACCCAGGUUCCAUCACUGGUUCUCACUUUGAUCCGCACAAGGCCACCAAGUUCAUUGUUCAUGGCUUCUCGUCAUCUUUUGAGAAAACUUCAUGGAUCCUUCACAUGAAGGACAAAUUUUUGAACAAGGUCAGCCUGUCCCGUGAACAGAAGUAGUGUAUGACUGUUAGAACAGCUUUUUGACCUACAUUUCAAUCUAAGUAGUCUAUCGCUUUUUAAAUAUGUCCUUUUGUGCUUCAUUGCCUUUCAUUCCCUGGUGCCUGGUGGCGCUAAACAAAAUAUAAAAGAAACUGCUGUGUUCUUUAUUCCCAUCACUCUCACUAUACCCCCGAAGAACACACAGUCCAACCCCUGUCCCCCAACCACACAUCACUUAAAAAUACACACACAGAAGGGACUCUAGAUCAGGGAUUCUCAGCUUUCGUAAUGCAGAGACCCUUUAAUACAGUUCCUCAUGUUGUGGUGAGACCCAGCCAUAAAAUUAUUUUCGUUGUUUCUUCAUAAAUAUCUGUUUUCCGGUGGCCUGGGGCGACCCCUAUGUAAAGGUCGUUCUACCCCCAAAGGGGUCGUGACCCACAGGUUGCGAACCGCUGCUCUAGAUGAAAUAUCGAUAUUUAAGCAUCAAAGAUGUUUAUAUUAUGACAAUAAGCUAUCACUAUUUGUUACAUCAAAUGCUUUGGAUGUUUUUAAGCCUAACAAAUUUUCUUUUGAUAUUGUUGGAUUGCAUUACAAUAAAAAAUGUUGAAAUGGAAGAUAUGGUGUUUGGACAUGGGGGUAAAAUAAAAGAAUAUAUAUACUAACCAUGAUUAAAUGGCAUUAAAAAUAGUUGAUACAAUUUUAUGUAAAAAUUUAGAGCUCGAGAUUUUGUUGUUGAUCUCAAAGUGGGUGAAAAAAAUAUCGUAGUAACUAAAACAAAAAAAAAUGAAUUGUUUUAUUUCUAAUUUUAUGUUUUAACUGAGGGUCUCCGUUUUUCAAUUUCUGCCACCAGGGAGAUUUCAACGUUGUUGGUGUCGACUGGAGUAAAGGGGCGGUCAUGCCAGCCUACGACCAGGCUUCGGCCAACCUCCGACUUGUGGCUGCUGAAAUAAAGCUCGUGCUUGACAUCAUGAAGGCCCACGGGUUGGACCUGGCCAAGGUCCACAUUGUGGGCCACUCUCUGGGGGCCCAUCUGGCCGGGUUAGUCGGACAUCUGUUUGGGAAUAACGUCAUCGGGCGCAUCAGCGGUAUGUUUAUAGUAACGUCAUCGGGCGCAUCAGCGGUAUGUUUAUAGUAACGUCAUCGGGCGCAUCAGCGGUAUGUUUAUAGUAACGUCAUCAGGCGCAUCAGCGGUAUGUUUAUAGUAACGUCAUCGGGCGCAUCAGCGGUAUGUUUAUAGUAACGUCAUCGGGCGCAUCAGCGGUAUGUUUAUAGUAACGUCAUCGGGCGCAUCAGCGGUAUGCUUAGAACAAUAAUUUCCAAAUCUUUUAGCUUCUGUCCAUAAGUAUGGCUUGUGGUGCGCGCCACAAUGGACCAUAUGUAAAAAGGUUAUAAGGGGGAGAAGUUGCGAUCAGGUUUGCGAAAAGGGAAAUAAGCGAAACACAGUAUGUGUAAUCCUGAAAAAAAGGAACGCAACAAAACAAAGAACGUGUCGGCAUGAAGCCUUCAUCGGCGAACAAACAAAUUUAAAAACAUAAUUAAAUAAAAAAAAUAGCACAUCUUUUUUUUUUAAUCAUGUUGAAAGAUUAUCCAGUAAAGAAUCGCUUUUAAAAUAUCUUCAUGUAACCCCACUCAGGAUCAUAAAUCGCCUUCCCAAUUGUUUACCAUCGCCUACUUAACUAGAACUUAGAAGCACACCCUCAUUUCUGACAAACAUUUAUGUUCACCUAAAUGUAGAGCUAAUCAGCGUAGAUGAGUCAAUGAAAUGGCAUUUAAUGGCACAUCCAAAUUCAAGGCCACGCUGACCAGCAUCCAUUUACUUACAUUUUAUGAUUUUUUUGUUGGUUUUUUUUUUGGUGGUUUUUUUUGUUGUUUUUUUAUCAUCGCGAAUGGUAUGGCGAUUUUGGACCAAUCUUUAAGAAUUACCUCUAUUCCCAUUUUGGACCAAUUCAUAACAACAUAACUCUAAUUUGGCAUUUUUCGUUCAUAUAGACACGUACAUUGCGCAUUUAUAUUGGAGUAUUUUAUUGACACGAAUGUAUCUCAGGUUUGGAUCCGGCUGAACCGAAUUUUAAGUCCCAGUCUACGGCUGUUCGUUUGGACAAGGAUGACGCCAUAUUUGUUGACGUCAUUCACACCGAUGGCUCACCAUUCUUUCUCCUCAUCGGCUACGGCCUGAUGCAGGAGAGCGGUGAUGUGGAUUUUUACGUCAAUGGCGGGGAGAAACAGCCAGGAUGUACCGGAAGUGGUAUGUGUUCGACCAGGGAUAAUUGUAUAUGAUUUGGCGGAUAACUUAGAGCCAAGAAAUAGUUCCAAUGACGUAUAUGAUAAAAUAAACAUCAUCUUCUAGGUUGAAAGUCUAUAAGUUUGAAAACUUUUAGCAGGAUUCUAGAAGUAAAUUUAAAUUGUUCGUUUCACAUUGGCACUUGACGAAAGAUUUAUAUAAAUAUGCAGAUAUCAUUUAGAUAUAGAUAUGACAUGUAGGAAAAUCUUCAAUGACAUUAUUUCAAACGGAUAAUAUAAUGUCAUAAUUGAUAUGAUCGGGUCAUACUUGUCAUAGACGAAAUCUGAUAACAGCAAUAUUUUUUGUCCAUUUUUUUUUUUUUUUUUUUUGGNAGCCAAACUUGACAGGAUUUUCUUAAUCUAAAUUUAUUUUUUUUUUUUUUUUUUUUUUUUUUUCAUGUGUUUGGGGAGUUUUUUUUUUUUUUUUUUUUUUUUUUUUUUUUUUUUUUUUUUUUUUGUGUGUGCCCCCUUGAACAAUCUUAUUCAAACUCUGGCUUACUAUUUUCAGCCCCAGUCGGAGGUUCUAUCUCGUGCAGCCACGGGCGUGCACAUGAAAUAUUCCUGGAGUCCAUUGACACGGCUUGUCAUUUCACGGCAUAUCCUUGCGCAUCUUUUGUAAGUGACACAGUAUCAUUUAUAAUAAUAAUUUCGUGGGUGGAUCUUGCCCCCCCCCCCCGGGCGCUCUCACUGCGCACCGUGCUGCACUCUCAUUCCCCGCUUCCAACGUCGUGCGCUCGAUUUCGACAGCGACAAAUGCACACAGAAGAACACAUCUCUACGUCAAUGAGUCUCGACAACGAGGUCUGCCCCAUUUGUCCUUCGUUUUAAUCGUUGGCGAUGAUGAUAAGCCCAUAUCUGUAGAAGUAACUGAUAAAAUGAUUUUUGCUGAGAUACAAGAUAAGGACACAGAUCCUAGACUUUAUGAUAUUGUAAAAAGAAGGAAAAAAAACAUGGUCGAUGUGGGCAAAAGAACCCUCUGGAAUAUUAUCAUAGAUUAUGCACAUCUCCCUGUAUUUUACACGCGCUUCGUAGGUGCAUUGCCCCCAACUACUUUAAUACGUUUUACGUUGUAAUCAUCAAUGAACUAUGUCACUGUCUUUUAAUAAUAGUCUAGACGUUGCGGAUAUAAGCAUUGACUAUUUUAAUUCGAGCGAUCACAAUAUUCAAAAGAGGAGUGGGUAUAUAUGCACGGUGUAUAUAUUUAAUAUAUAUAUAUAUAUAUAUAUAUAUAUAUAUAUAUAUAUAUAUAUAUAUAUAUAUAUAUAUUGUGAUUGCACAGUAAUAAGAAACACACCUUGAAUCGUGUAAUAUUUUGUUCUCACUUCACUUAAAUCGCUGUUCUUCUAUAUAUACUAUAUAUAUACACAAAACCUCCUUUCACUUCACUAUCUUAUGUACAAUAUUUUGAUCAACAAUCACCGGUUUUUUUUUUAAUCAUGGCCGCCCAACUCGCAAACUGUUGUACCACAUGACCAAAUUCAACAGUCUGAUUGGCCAGUCUUCAUAUAUCCCAAUAAUCUUUAUUGCUAUGCACUGGGAGUAUAGAUUAUCUAGUAUAUCAAUUGACUCCCAUCAGUUUUUCUCACAUUUGUAAUUAUACCCGUGACAGUGCUUGUAUGUGCACUGUACACAAUUGUUAAAUCAUAAAAUAUUAUGUAUCAUACAUUUUCGUAUGUCCGUUGACAAUGUCGUCAUAUUUAAACAAUUUAAUCAUUGAGUUUCACUUGUCGAAUGAAAUCCGGAUAAGUCAGAGAACAAAAAGAAUGAUCAGAUUCCUGAUGUUCAACUUGAAUUGCUGGAUAUGGUUGUUUUUUUUUUUUUUGUGUAUGUUAUGUUUUAACUUGGAAAUUAACCUGCAGAAUUAUGCGUUAAAUUACGCUUUCAGAGUUGAAAUCAAAACUGUUUUCAUAAUCAGAUCUCAAACCUGUAAUGCUGUUUUUAUAGGAGAUACUUGGCGAAAGGCACAUGAGAGUCUCAUUUAUCCGCCAGGGCUGAAAGAGGAUUUAGAACAUUAUUUCUUGUUCCAGCCAAUGAACAGGAUCUUAAUGUCCGCUUGCAGCGUUAACUGUCAUUCUUACACUUUUAUCCCAGGCUCAGUUUGAGAACGGUGAGUGUUUCACCUGUAAUGCAGGCGCGUGCAGUUCUGUUGGAUACCUGGCAGACAACUACCCAGCUCGUGGAAAGCUGUACGUGGACACACACCACGCAUCACCGUACUGUGGUAAGGGUCGAAACUCAGCUGCUAGGCUGAUUCUAAAGGCAAAAGAAAAAACCGUGAUCACGUCACACCAGUACUUAAUUCACUUCAUUGGCUCCCUUGAAAGCACGGAUUGACUACAAACUCUCUAUUCUCUGCCACAACUUUUUUCUCGGAUUCCUCCCCUUCCUAUCUAACCAAACUUCUCUCUGUCUAUUCGACACUUCGACAGCUUCGCUCCUCCGCAGACGCGCGUGGUCUUUCUGUCCCCAAGAUUCGCACAAAAACAUACGGUGAACGAUCGUUCUCUUUCUAUGCCCCCAAACAAUGGAAUUCUCUUUCACUACACAUUCGCAAUAUACCGACCAUCACAGCCUUUAAAACUUCCCUCAAAAUACAUCUCUUUAAACUUUACCAUUCUGACUGAUUCACCCCUCUGACCCAUAACCGAUGCUGCUGCGGUGCCGCCCAUGGCUUGACAUGGAACUCAUUCUGGAAUGUGUGAAGUGAAUAUACAUUUGUUUGUUUUAGUUAAUUAAUGUAUGUUAAUUUUUUAGUUCAUGAUUAUGUUUAUUAAAUUGUAUGUACAGCGAGGUGAGCCCGGCCCUAGGCUGGGGUACCACGCUAUAUAAAACCACCACUAAUAAUAAUAAUAAUAAUAAUAAAUCAUGUUGUUGUUUUCUUUUAAAUACUAAAACCAAAAAAAAAAACUCAAAAAAACCCGAUGUAUCAUGGUAUACCUGAUGAUUGAUAGACUAGUUUGACAUUUUCAACUACGGCCUACUGAGUGAAUACCUUUAAUUAAAUAUCAUAUAAUUAAUCUACAUAUGCUACGAUUAAUGUAUUAAAAUAAAACUAUGCAACUCAAUUUUCUAUUUUAUUGGUCUCAUAUCCUCUGAUGACUAGCAUUUUUACAUUUCUGACUUGUUGCACGGCAAUAAUGAAAAAAGAAAUUAAUUUGUGGAGCGUCUGCUAAUGUAUGACGUGUCUGUUUGUCAAGGUAUCUACUACCACAUCAAGGUUUUCCCCUACGCCUCUGCACACAAUACUUCCGGUCUGAUCUACGUCCAACUCACUGGGUCUGCCGGAAAGACCGACUUUAUUCCCAUCAACUCCAAGUAAGCCUAAGAGCGAAAGAAAUGUUUUUAGCACAACCUUCAAGAGCAGCAUUCAAAUGCCUAAUACAUAUAAUCAGUGGCGUACCGAGGACACAAACUAAUGGCAAGAACUUGGCAUCAUCUAAAAUAGCGCACCUAUCAAGCUUGAAAUAACAUAUACACACAUAAUAUAUAUAUAUAUAUAUAUAUAUAUAUAUAUGUAUCAUACAUAUUAUAUAUUUAUUCUCUACCAUAAUAAUACUAAUACAGUAUACAAUGACGCCAGAGUAGACCUGAAAAGACUAAAAAGUAACAUUUACCUUAUUCAAUACAGUUAAAAUACUUAUAAGCAAAAAAAAACAGUUUAUUUUUUAAUGUAUACAAAAACAAUACGAGAUACGUAUUAUUUGUUCAACUUGUUGAUUCGCUUUUUUUUUUUUUUGCCCCACCUUCGGUUUUCCCGUGCCAACCAACGGCACACGAGUCACUAACAAAACUGAACACAUUUUUUUUUUCUUUUCGAAAAGACUUGGUUGUUUGGUUCUUGGCAUUGGCAUCAAUGGAUUAGGAAGAGGGCGCGAAGGGGUGCGGUCCGCCCUGGGUGACACUUCUUACUUAAUUUCAAUAGUGAGGGGCGGCAUUUUCUAACAACUGCACAUAUUUUUUUAUUUUUUUCGUGGAAGGGAGCGGCAAUAUUCUUAACACUUACCACCCCCCCCCCUCCCCCCCACCAAAACGGUUACAAUAACCCUAUAUAUGCCACAGCUUGGCAUCGCCCCCCCCCCCGCCUCCCCAUAGAUAUUGCUAAUUGUCAUGUCUGUUUCGUGCGUACAGGAACCUAAUCUUAAACCACGCCACAGAGAUCUCCACCAACGUCGUCUUCAAGAAUGACAUCGGCAAUGUGGUGACGGCCGUAGAUGUCAAGUACGAGAAGGACGCGGGCAUCCUCGGGUCCAUCACCACCGGCCCGGCUCCAACGGAUGCCUUCACGAUUGGUGGGCUGGAGGUGAUGACAGCGGCCCAAAAAACCUGGUACGUUCAUGAGUCCCGCCGUCUGCUGGUAUUAUGACAGUAAAAAUAAAAGUAUUAGCUGUUGAAAAGUUUAUAAUAAAAAAUUAAAAUGGGAAAGACAAAGACGUUAACCUAAUUAAAAAAAAAAAAUUCGACCCAUUCAUAUAAGUAUUAUUUUUAAAAUAUACCGGUAGUAAGUUUCCACCUGAAAUAAAUUUAGAACGAACAUUUAGAUUUAAAUAAUUUAAUUAAACAAACAAUUUUUUUUAUUAUGUCUUUUUGCCUAAAACCAGAAAUAUCAAAAAAAUUUAAUGAUAUGUUAGUUUCAGACAUAGAAAGAUUUGGAUUCUAAAAAGGAGAUUAGCUUUUACUUUUAAUGGUAAUGCAUUUCUAGUGCACACUCAAUAAUUAAAAAAAAAAUAUCAUAUAAUAUAUACCGAUUACCGAUAUAUAUUAAAAUAAAUGAACGAAGCUACGUAAGACUUGUAUCUACCCCUGGACAGCAGGCCUAUCUAUCUCAUGACUUAUCUGGAGAAUGGUCUUAAGCAGAUCCAUCAAUGGAUAUAGGAGUUGAUACGACAAGAGUUGGCAUUACAUGUAGGAGUUUCCAUUAAAGAAAUAUAUUUGAAGCUUGAAAACAAACUUAAUCCUUAACUUAAUCAGACAAAUCUAAUAAAAAUUCACCUUUUAAAUUGAAAUUUCUCUGCCAUGACGUAAAAAAAAACAGUGACCUUGACCAUACCUUCCUAUUCAGGUCUGCAUCCUGCCGGGGAACUUUCAACCUCCACGACAAGGUGGCACUACACAUUCCAACCACAGCAGGGAGGACAAGUCACGCCUGUGCAGUCGUUGGAUAAUCUCCCCCCCCCCCCACCCUUCUGUAUGCCACGACCGAUGCAGACCCUUCCACUCUCAAGACAUUAUAACUGAAUCAUUCCAUUACAGCAUUUCUAGUCACUAAUUUCAUCCUACGGUGUUACUUUUCUAUUUGACUAUUAGUUAACCAAUGAAAUAUGAAAGCCCCCAUAUUUGCUAUUUUCAAGGAAUAUUGGUAGGCUACUGGGUACCCCUAUCAAUGAAGUGUUUCCUCUACGCCUUGAUCCUACCUUCAAGUAGUCACGGCAGUUGCUAUCUAAAGACAGGGGUGGACUGGGCCGCCGGGAAGAUUCCCUAUGGGCCGCUAGGACAGGUGAUAUAAUACAAAUAAAAGUCAUGAAGAUAGGGCCGCUUUUGUUUUUUCCCCCCCCCCCGGCCGCUUUGAUUUUUCCCGGGCCACUUGAACUCCCCAGUCCACCCCUGGCGGGCCGCUUGAACUCCCCAGUCCACCCCUGGCGGGCCGCUUGAACUCCCCAGUCCACCCCUGGCGGGGCACUUGAACUCCCCAGUCCACCCCUGGCGGGCCGCUUGAACUCCCCAGUCCACCCCUGGCGGGCCGCUUGAACUCCCCAGUCCACCCCUGGCGGGCCGCUUGAACUUCCCCCAGACCACCCCUGGCGGGCCGCUUGAACUUCCCAUUCCACCCCUGGCGGGCCGCUUGAACUUCCCAGUCCACCCCUGGCGGGCCGCUUGAACUUCCCAGUCCACCCCUGUCUAAAGACCUAUUUCCUGAGCGAAAUUUAUGCCUGAAACAGUUCUCAAAUUGGGGACUAGCUUCACUGGUAAAACGUUGUCAUACCGAGUGGAUGUCAUUUAUAAGGAGUGGAUGUCAUUUGUAAGGAGUGAAUGUCAUUUAUACUAUAGGGAAUACAUUGGUGAUCGUCUACAUUUACACACUCGCUGUUUGUUUUAAUCCCAGAGUAAGGAAUCGGCAUGGCUGGC
This is a messenger RNA of Lymnaea stagnalis (great pond snail), 9573 nucleotides long. Lineage: Eukaryota; Metazoa; Mollusca; Gastropoda; Lymnaeidae. The record is from the annotation of a GenBank genome assembly.